Linum trigynum is the source of this 8794-nucleotide messenger RNA. The record is from the annotation of a GenBank genome assembly. NCBI's taxonomy places the organism in Eukaryota, Viridiplantae, Streptophyta, Magnoliopsida, Malpighiales, Linaceae.
CAACUUUUUUCAAUUACUGUAUCACUUUCUGUCGUUUAGCAGCGGUUUUCCUUACAACUCCUUCGCAAAGAACUUCCCCACCCACCUCUUCCUCUCGCCGGCACGAUCUCCCCCAAUUCCAACGAACGCCCACAGAUGCAGACGUAACGUAACCCAUCCGAAAGAGCUUCCUCUUUCCCGUGUUUGCUACAUCGUCUCAUCAAUUACAGGUGCCCAUACUUUCUGUCUGUGACCUUCAUCCCUUCGCCGCCUCACCUCCAAAAUCCACUAUCACAAUCAACCGCUUUAGUCUUCUCCUUCCUCUCACAACUGCUCCUACGCGCCAUCGCCCGUGAUUUAUACAGUACUCACUUUACUUCCAUGGAUUAAGAGAAGACUCAUGCUGCUAUCCCUGCCAAAUAGCUUUUCUUCCACCUAUUCGUCCAAACGGGGGAAAGGCGGGUUUCAUGAGACGACCCUAGAAGCAGCCGCUAUCUACCUUCAACAGGUCGACCUGUAGAUGGAUCUGGAAGCAACGUUGUCGAACCCGGUCCCCCGCAAAUCUCAGGGAGGUUUGAUCCCGUCUCCGAUUCGUUUCUCCAGCAGCGCUCCACUAUCUCGGUUCGGGGCUCCGGAUGCUGCUCUACUUCACUGCGCCGCCUCCUAUCUCCCUCCCAGUUCCCGUCUUCCUCAAAAGGAGCGUCGUCGUCGGUGUAGAUGGCCAAGCAUGAUCGACCCCAGUCUCCCAAAUGCAAAUUUCCCUGCAGAUGACGAGAAAACGACCACGAUGACAGAUAUGACGAUGAUGCUGGAGACGACACCAGUUCAUUUUACCGACCUUCAGUGCGGACAGACAGAGAUACACAGAAAGAGAGACGACAGGCUGGUGAAAGCCAGCAACAGCAGGCUUGUACUUUUAAUGGCGGCAGCAGCAGCCUGGGUUCUACAACUUAACAUCAUUGCAUCAACUCUUAAUCCUCAUUUUUUAAGUGAAGGUCGAACCUUUUCCUCUCUUAUUUUAGUGUAACGAAACAGGGGUCUGAAGAAGAUGUUGACUUGAACAACUGCCCUACAUUAUGAAGACCAGAAACUGUCAAUCCCAAUGCCAUAGAAGUAAGUAUGCAUCUAUCAGGAGGUUACAACCUAUUAUAAUUUCAUGUUUCUUUUAGUUCUUGAUCCAUUCUUAAUGGCAGUUCUGAAGAUUCAAUUCAUCUUCUUUUUAAAGUUCCCAGUAUGCUCCUACUGGCUUUGGUUGUGACCAGCUAGCUCAUUUUCUUCAGCAUGUUAACAUAUAUUGUGUUCUGCAGGGUUCGGGCAAGAGCAAUUUAGUUCCUGUUUUACUUUCCAAUCUCCCUAUGUUUGUGUAUAAUUAUCUUCUUCUUUAUAAAAUGUAUCUCUUACUUAGACCUGGUACCAUGUAAAAAAUUAUGUGGAUAUCCAGUCACACGCUUCUUAGAACUGAUGGUGAGGCUGCUUAGAAAUGGUGGUGAGGCUGCAACCUACAGUUAGGUGACUUUGCUGCUACUGUGUUUAUGGUCUGCUUCCUAUGUAUGUAUAAUUAAUGUUCCAGCCAUUGAUCAUGGAUACUUGAGAUUUUGUAGUUCACCAAGGAGGCCGGACAUGAGGAAACUAAAGUUUAGGGUUAACUGUGUAGCUCCACCUCUCCUUCUCCUGCUCACAGGUAGAGUGGUGUUCUCAGUUUCAGGUUCAAGCUUGAGAUUCUUAAACUAAUGGCCUUUGUUGGUUAAAAAUGUGGCAGUACGUUUACUGCAUGUUGGACAGUUCUCUCCUUUGCUUUCUCAAAGCAGAUUGUCACGCUGCAAAAAUUGAAAGCUGCAGUAUGUAUGAGGUGAGGCUCACAAGCAAGGACAAGAGAAGCAAAGCGUUCUUGGUGUUCGCUUUGAUCGUCGGCGGUAUUGCCCACGACAGAGGGUAUGAGAAGUGGUUUGGCACUAUUUUGGGUAUGGUUUGGAGGUUGUGCCGGAUACAAAGGAUCAAAUGGCGGCUAAGUUUCGAAUGUAGUAGUAAUAGAAGCUUGGGAACAACGCCAUCGGUGGCUAAAGCCAUCAUGAAGGGUCCGCCAGGCAGAAUGCGAUUGCGGAGUACUUAUCUCACCCUGGAAGCUCUUCCCCACCUCAUUACACCUUUCUUAGUUUUGCUGGUGGAAGAAGCAGCAGCUGGAGAAGAUGAAAAAGAAGACUACGGUGACGUAGAAGGAAUAGAGGACACUCUGGCCUCAUCCCCGUGGGGCGUGGGAUCACGCUUCUACGAUAUGGUUCAAGUGGAGAGCUCUCAGACAAAUCCGAUGUGUUCUCCUUUGGAGUAAUGGCUCUACAGCAGAUUAUAGGAUGGCACCCUGUAGACACGACUCAUGCUUACAUGGACAGCAGCCUGGUGGACUGAGUAAGUUUGUAUGCUUACCAUCGAGUUUCAUAUGUGGAGCUGGGAUUCCAGUUACUUCGGGAAAGAUAAUCAACUUUAUUGUUGUAUUACUUUGUAGGCACAGUCAUUACUUACACGAGCACUGGAGGAUGGAAGAUACGAGUCUUUUGUUGUUUUCAUACUUUAUUGUUGUACUGCUUCUGUGUUUUUGUUGGCUGUGUGCUUCUCUUUUCAUGUUGCCGUGUUGAAAUGCCUUAACUUUAAGUGUAUCAUUGGAACCUAUUCCCCUUUUUUUUUUCUCUCCCGUUGUUUUUGUUGUGUAUGAGCAAUGCUCAUAUUCGUCUAUGACUUAUGCAUGUUGCAGCAAAAUGAGUAUGUGAAUUGCUAUUUGCUCAACGACUUAAUCCCAACGUCAUAGAAGUAUGCAUCUAUCAGGUUGCAGCUUAUUAUGAUUUCCUGUUUCUUUUAGUUCUUCAAUCUGUCCUUCAUGGCAGUUCUGAAGUUUCAGUUUAUUUUCCUUUUACAGUUCUCAAUUGGCUUUGGUUGUGACCAGUCAGCUCAUUUUCUUCAGCCUGUUAUCAUAUACUAGAAAAAUUGCCCGCUGCUACGCCAUGGAGACUUAAGUUGCAGAGUCGUGAUGAAAGGAGGGGCAGUUUAGUUUAUGACUUUAUGGUCAAUGCAGGCCGUUGUAGUUUUCUCUGAUGCAAGGAUUCCCCUGUCUAUUGGAAGAUAAAAAUUGAUUUUGUGACGCACUUGUCUAUUGUCAAAUUGGGAUGCUUAUUGCAAGACAAUAACAAAUUUACUAUACUUCACCAAGACCUGCAAACAGAAAACAUGUUAGCAAUUUUUUUUUUCUUUAUGACUACCAUCAUGUUAAAGUUAAUGUAAACCCGCCACCACUUAAUGUUACCAUUCUGUUCAAACAAAAGCCUGCAGAAGCAGAACACUUGGUUUUCGUUAGCUUCCAAGGUCUCACCAUCCUCCUCUCAGUCCCUACUUCUAAUUGACAUCUUCUUCAACUCAUUGCACCAUUCAUUUAUAUGGCCAAGUAGAUCUUUGCUAGCAUAAAAAAUUAUUUGUUGAUAGUGUGGGUUUCAGUUUAGGCUGCUGCUGUAAAUUGACUUCUGAUGCAACAUCAUCAUUAGAGCACCUCAAAGCAGUUGCCCAAAUUCCGGGAAGAUGGUUGCUUCCGCAAAUCCAGUUGUUUCCUCUUUUUUUCCCCCUUUUUUGGCGGGUGUCGUAUAAGUGAUCAAAACCAUCACACCGGGCAGGUGAACAUGCAGGCGUCUCCAUCGCUGCAGUCAAUUCCAUUGCCCAGUUCAAUCAUCAUUGCUGAAACCAAGACAUGACAACAUAAGAAGUCAUCAUUGAAUUAAAGCGACCAAGCUAUCACACCCAACACAACUGGCUGCUUCAACUAAUUGCAGUUUGACUAUAUUUUCCAGUUCAAAGAGCAGCCUAGGAAAGGAAAUUUCCAAAGGAGAACAAUACAAUACGAACGACGUUGAGAAUUCAACUAGCUUUUUACCCGGCCAUUGGCCGGUGAGUUUAAUUUUGUCAUUUGCAUUAAUCAAUUUAUCUAUAUGUUUAAACUAUUUUGGAUCUUCUAAAUUUUUUAGAUUUGCAUUCAUUGGUGAGUAUGUUGUGCGUCUAUGAAUUAAAAAUUCUCAAUACUUAGCACAUUCAUUUAUGAUGCUUCGAUUCACUGAUCAUAAAUCAUGUCACAAAGAUAUAUCACGUCCCAUAUAGAAUGUUAUGUCAAGAUUUUUCAAUAACGAUACUCAAUUUUUUUUGUCUUAUACAAUAUAUGUCAUUCAAUGAAUCUCGAGUUUGGACGAACUCUCAACCAAUGAUGUUGCUCAGAUGACGAUAACUUAGUUAGAAUUUUUUUUAUAAAGGUACUUCAAUAUUACAUAAAUUUGGUCAUCCCAAUUGAAAAUUUAAUGUCUUGGUGUAAGAUCAUAUUUGGUGUAAGAUCUUAUACAAUAUGUACCAAUUGUUAAUUCCUGAAGUUUAAGAUAGACUCACCCUCAACUCAUGGUCGUUGUUUAGAUGUUAAUUGGUUUAGAAUCUCAGUCCAAGAUACUCACACACUGUCGAGGGUUCUAAUCUUAACAUGGUCCAUUGUUGUAUAAUUUUCUAACUUAUCAAAUAUGCAUUUGCUAAAAUGUAUUUAUUGUUGGUGUUUGUUUUGAGAUAAAAAUUUCAUUACUUAUACUAAUAUCUUCAUUUUGUUGGUGUAAUGCCACAUCUAUUGUCAAUAUCUAAGCAUGAUAUUGUACUCUAAGCAAGGAAAUGCUAUUUGGACCACGAAUUAACCGGAUUUGUGGGCAUGAUACUAUACCCUAACCCUUAAUGAGUGAAUCCUAGGUCUUAGUUAUCUAAAUCAUAGAGCUUAACCCCUAAGAUUGUGCAUGUAAUUUGUUGCAUAGAAUUAGCUACAUUAAUAUUUUGCUUGUAAUUUUUUGCUAUUUAAUACUUGUUUUCGUUGAUAGAUAUAAAAAUUAGAAAAAUAUAGUGUUUGAUAACCAAAAAAUAAAAUUAUAUAGUUGAUUUUUCAAAUUCAAUUGAUUAUUAAAUAUGUAUUAUCUAAACUUUCUUCAUUAUUUUUGUUUUUAAAAUUUUUAUUAAUUAUCUGUGUGUUUUAUUUAUUUUUUAUCGAAAGAUAACCUAUAUUAAGUUCUAAUAAAAAUAAAAAUUAAUUGAUCAGAUUUAAUCAAAUAUAUUUUUUGAAGCAUUACAAUAUAUGUCACUCUCGAAACAUAAGUAUACUGUUGUUACACAUAUGAAAAAUAUAAUUAUUGAAUAAAAAAACAUUAAAAGAGGAUAGAGAUAGCUACAUAGAUGAUCAUUAAAAUAAAAAGAAAAUAUUAAAAAAAGAUAGAUAUAGCUACAUUAAUUGAUCAUUAACAAACUUUUUUGUUUGUAAAAAAAGUGUCCACCAUGGCACUUUGUAAAUUCUCCAAAUGCUUAUGUGGCAACAAACUACUUUUGAAUUGCUAUAAUAUUAUGUAUUGAAAAAUAUAGUGUUUGAUAACCAAAAAUUAAAAUUAUAUAGUUGAUUUUUCAAAUUCAAUUGAUUAUUAAAUAUGUAUUAUCUAAACUUUCUUCAUUAUUUUUGUUUUUAAAUUUGUUUAUUAAUUAUCUGUGUGUUUUAUUUAUUUUUUAUCGAAAGAUAACCUAUAUUAAGUUCUAAUAAAAAUAAAAAUUAAUUGACCAAAUUUAAUCAAAUAUAUUUUUUGAAGCAUUACAAUAUAUGUCACUCUCGAAACAUAAGUAUAAUGUUGUUACACAUAUGAAAAAUAUAAUUAUUGAAUAAAAAACAUUAAAAGAGGAUAGAGAUAGCUACAUAAAUGAUCAUUAAAAUAAAAAGAAAAUAUUAAAAAAAGAUAGAUAUAGCUACAUUAAUUGAUCAUUAACUAACUUUUUUGUUUGUAAAAAAAGUGUCCACCAUGGCACUUUGUAAAUUCUCCAAAUGCUUAUGUGGCAACAAACUACUUUUGAAUUGCUAUAAUCUACACAAUAAAUAAAAGCCAAAUGAAAAAACUUGAAACCCCAUUUCAAAUUUCAUGCAUCCAGAGUGAAAGUAGGAAGGAUAUUUUGGUCUUCACAAUUAUUUUUUUUAUUCAUUAAAAAGACACUUACUAGGAUUCGAACCAUGACCACUUUAAAGAAAAGUAAAGAUCAUAACUAAUCACACUAAAUACAUUUGUUGUAUAUAUUUAAAUAAAAAACAUAUAAUUGCAAAGAGGAAAAAACCCUUCACCCAUUUCAAAUUCCCUGCUCCAGGAGCGUCUGUAGGAAGAGUAGAAUAGGGAGUGUCAAUUUUUUUCUUUUUUCUCCGUGGAACGGGCCAACUUACCGUACACAUGCGGAUUUAAACGGGUCCAUGAGUGUCAAUUUUUUUCUUUAAGUCCUUUUAUUUCUCCGUGGUAGUAAAAAAAAUAUGAAAAGGAAAAAAAAAAUAAUACUCCUUUUUAUUGCUAAAAUGAAAAAAAUUUAACAAUAAACUAAUGCAUGGAUUCUAAUGGGCUAACCGCUAAUCAUAAAAUAAAAGAGUUGAAUGGGCCUGACCUACACGGGAUUUUCCCAUCAAGUAAAACAAAUGAACAUCAUGGGUUUGUCAUUCUAAAACAAGCUAUUUUCUCUAGCAUAAUAUAUAUUAUGCUAUUAUUUUAUAUUUUAGUGGAUAAAAUAUAAUGUAUUUUAAAGUUAUUCAAUGGUUCAAUUUCGACCAACCCAAUUAGUCCAAUUUUUAUCAUUUCAAAUAUAUAUUAUGUAAUUAUUUGAUAUCAUAAUGAUUAAAUUAUAGUGUAUAUUAUAGGGAAUCGUUUGGUAUUUGUUAGUAAAAAACUAAACAGAAAAAUCUAUUUGGUUAUUUGUAACAUUAAAACGAUCCUAAACAUUUUCAGUUUCCUUUCAAAGUUCUAUAGUUUUAUUCCCGAAUCAGUGAUGUGCAAAUGUCGAAUUGCAGGCAUCUCUUUUCUUUCAUUAUUUUUUAUUUUCAAAUAGAAAGUUUAAAAGUAAAGAAUAAUUAGAGUUUGGCAUGGGUCGGUCAAAUAGGAUGGAUUUCAAGUUUUGGUCCGUUUUGGUCAAGUCUAAUUUAUAAUCACAUGGUUCCCUGAUACCCGAUAAAAAUCUCAAUCCAAACCAGUUUGGCAGGUGAGUCCGUGUUUACCACCAUUUUCUAGGGAUACAAGAACGGUGGUUCCUAUCCCAAAUCGUGUUGUUCAUUCUUGAUUUCUUUAGAUUUUAUCAUGGCUUAGCAAAAAACCAAAAAUCACAAUGAUGACAAGAUGAAAGUUUUAUAAAGCAAAUUAAUCGGCCAACGGGCCGAGUAAAAGCUAGCAACGAUUGUGAGAUGCUCAUUUCCCGAAAAUCGGCGGGAUAGGGGAUUUUUUAUCCGAUUUUCUGGAAUUCGGUUUCUAUAGAACUUACUCAACCUCAUCAUAUUACUAGAAACAAUAUUGUUUCACAAUGUAACAAGUACUUGAUUUUGGUUCAUAAGGCUGAUUUUUUAUUCGUUGCAUCAUUCAUGUCUCUUUUCUACUAAAAUUCACUAUUUUUCUCACGUGUUUCUAAAAAAAAAUACAAUAAGCUAUACACCCCAUUACAUUAUCAAAUUUCAUACCUCACCUUCCUCCGACCAAAUGGCCGGGGCCCACGCUAGUAUUAUGUAUAGAUAGAUAGAUAAAUUAGGGACUCGUGACCUAACAAUGACGAUGGAAAGAAUUGAAAGAAAGAAUAUUAAAUGGAAAGUUUAGCCUAUGAUGCUUGUUUGAACAAAUGUUAGUUUAUGCCAAAAAGCACAAAUCCAUCAGCCUCUUCCUUUCGCUGAAAAACCUGUCAAUAGAAGGUAAAGAGAGCAGUCGGGCAUAUCAGAUUACCCGAAAAUAUCUGAAGUUAGAUUCGUAAUUUUAUAUAUACAAAGACUGACAGAGACCAUGAAAGGCAGUCCAAAACAAUGGUGGCAGAUAUAAUUAAGCCACAUAAUCAAAACACCAAAUCCACAUGAAGCAAAAUAAGUAAGAGGACCAAUUUUGGCAGAAUGUGUUUUGACUUUUUACAAUAGCCAACCAUAGUAGUAAUCUACAAACCUUAUAAACAUACACCUAAGGUACUAAUUAAAUCUGGAAGUAUCAAUGUUAAGGGCAAGAUUAAUACCAACAAGUGUUGUUGCUGCCACAUAUACAUGCUACUGUUGGUGCAGUCUGAAACUACUUCCGAGCAGGCUGUUUACAUUUGUUCCUUCAUCAGCCUCCCACCAGUUGUCUUCGGCAUGAGGAAGUGCCAACAAUGGUUCCUCAAUCCUAUUUAGCUCGUUGGUCCAGGGUGGCAGAUUAAUAGACUUCAGAGUUGAAGCUGAACAAACUGAAACAGGAACUCAAAGAGUUAAUAAAUGAAAAAAUUCCAUGAUUUUCUUUAGUGGGAUUAUAAUUAAGCAUGGCUAAAGGAAUGACACAGGAAGAUACUCCAAAUCCUUUCUCGCCUCAGUAGACUGAAGCUUCUGUUAUAUUGAGGAAUGCCUUGAAAUCCCUUUUCUGUCUUCGUAAAUCAGCUUCUGGUCUUGAUGGUGUAGCCUAGUUGGACCAGGCAACAUCUCCUACCUUGGUCCUGAAAAAUGACAACCUCUGUAAAGUACAACAAUGUAAAGUGGAUAGCCUGCAGAAGUCUAAGUAUUCAAAGAUCGAUGCCACAAUCAAACAACACAAAGAGCAACCAAAAAUUGUAGCAGAAGCAUUUCUAACCUAUCUAUCUGUUUGCAUGAGGAAAUAGCCCACUAAGAAACCUUGUCUUGUUGCAUAUUACUUACACCAUCCAAAUUUUAGAGUGUAAUUCCCUAACAAUAAUGUCUCCAUGUUGUUCAAGAUCGACUUCUUCCAUGAUUAGACCUGCAUAUUCCUCUGCCUACUUCUGGAUGUUUGAUGGAUGA